UUUAAUUCGUGGAGGUGCUGACAUUGACAGUCCAAUUUUGUCAAAAUUAUCUUUUCAAUAUUUUCUUUUGUAAGUCAAAACAGGGAAAAAAAUAAGUAGGUUUUGGAAUAUUUACGAUAGAGCUUAACUGUUUGCAUCAAUUUAUCUAUAUAUGUUUCUUUUUAAAAGGGGUCAAAAAAGUGGGUGGACCUAGGUCGCUAAUUAGACAGUGUUUUAGUGUUAUGCAGAUGAAAUUAACUUUUCUGAUGAUGAAAAAUGAAGGGGGUCGAUAAUUCACCAGCUGAUCGUGAAGGGAUGACAAACAAACCAAUAAUAACAUGUGCUGGAGAUUGGAACUUAUUCUGUACUCUCGAAGCGCCAUUAGUGGCUGCGAUUCCUCAAGAUUCGUGUGAAUGGCGAAGGUCUUACGGUCGAAUCACUAAGUUUGUUUAUUUAGAAGCAUCCUUUGUAAAAUUUAAUAAGGACAAAAAUCAAUCUGAGUUAAAUCUUCUGAAGCGACCAAUAUUCCACGUUUAUUGGACGGAUUGUGUGGACAUAGAGUAUUAUAAAACAACACUCCGAGAAGACAUAGAAGGAUGGCUCAAAUAUUUAGAGAAAAACAAUGUAACAGACUGGAUGAUAGUUUUAGUAGAGACUUACGAUAUAAGAAAAACAAACAAAUUAUUGCCAAGGACUACUGUACUAGAUAAAAUAAAGGGUGAUUUUUCAGUUAAACAAACCGAGGAUAGAUUUAUUUCAGUUAUUAAUCCAAUAAAGUCUGAAGCAAGAAGUGCUGAGUCAUGGAGAGCAUUGGUAGCAAAAGUGAGGCAUUUUGUUCUUGUAGCAUAUAAUAAGGCACUCAUUAAGUUUGAGGAGCACAUGAGAGAACAGAGAGAGAAAAGAAAUGAUCCAGAAUGGGAUUUUUGUAAAUACUUUAUUUUACAAGAGCAAUUAGCAUUUGUACUUGAAAUGCUCUGUCUCUAUGAAGAAGCUUUAGUGCAAUAUGAUGAAUUGGAUGCAUUAUUUUCGCAAUUUGUACUCAAUUCGAAUGUAGCCGAGAGUCCAAAAUGGCUCGACACAUUUAAGCAACAAGUGACAUCUUGGCAAGCAGUAAGACUGACAGCAUUAGUACCACAGAAUUUAAGGGAAUUAAUUAUUAAGAAAAAGGCAUCUCUAUUAGACUUUAGAAGUUAUUUAUUCCAACGACAAAGUGCCAUGUUACUACUUACAUUUAAGCCAUGGGAGAUCGCGUCCCGUUGUCUAACAACAGUCCACAACACGCUGGUGGAGCUGUCUCUGCUGGGCGCGCAGGCGGUGGAGGGCGCGGCUGCGUGCUGGGCGCACUUGGCCUGCGUGGAGACGUUGCGUGCGUGCGAGCGAUUGUCCUCCACCAACACUGCGCUGGAGGCUUGCACCGCUAUGCAUGCGCCCUUGCUGCAUAACGCUAAGGAUAAGUUGCACGAGCUCGGUAAACUCUGUGGCUUAUUGCCGGGUUCGUCAGACCCAUCGUCCGAGCAACUGCAUUUGGUGGUGAUGUUGUCCGCUGGCAUGGGAGACAGCGAGCCCAACAACCAGCAGAGCCCGACAGAUAGACUGAAGGAGGCAUUGUGCAGCAAGAACAGCUUCCAACAGUACUACUUAGAAUUGGCCGAGCUCGCAAUGGGAACAUACAAGCAUAUUGGAAGGUUAAGAUUCGCGCGGCACAUCGGGCGCGACCUGGCGGCGUUCUACUCGGAGCUGGGCGAGUCGGGCAAGGCCGUGGUGUUCCUGACGGACGCGCUGCGCUCGUACGAGGAGCAGGGCUGGCGGGACCUGGCCGCGCACUCGCGCCUCGAGCUGGUGGCCGCCGCGCUCCGCAUGCGGGACGGCGACCGGUACACUAAGCUCUCUGCUAGAAUAGCUAGUACAGCCGAAUUGGAGAUUCUAGUCAGGAAUUUUUAUUUCGAAGAAAUGAUGAAAUCGCUUAGAGAUAAUCUCGCGGACAAAAAGGAAACAGUACUGACAGAGCUCAAUGACUGCUUUCAAAUAGUAUCCGCAACGUUACUGCCGUCCGAACGUGAUGUUUACAUCACAGAUAAUAAAAUACAAUGCCGUUUCGUCGUUGAGAGUUAUAUGCCCAAAGAUGUAAAUUGUACACGGGCGGCUAUCAGCGUAGAAGUAUAUCAAGACAAACAGACGGAAAAGAGGACGCCCGUGAAGAAUAAUAAGACUGAUUUAAGUGUUAGUGUAGGUUCACAGUCCAACUCCCCGCGGAGAUCAACGCCGGAUGAUACUUCUGAGAAUGAAUCGAAUAACUUAAUUACUAGUAUAAGACUAGAUGAUUUAAAACCUAAAAACCCGUUAUUAAAUCCAAUGAAUAUAACGUCUAAGCUACAUUACAAAGAGGACAAAACGCUCCAAAAAGCGACGGUAGAAUGUCAAAACCCUAAAGUCACUCUGAAGAGAUCUGAUAGCAGCAAAUAUAGAAAACCAUCCGCUACGGUGAGAAAUAACUACGAAACGUGCUUCUCUGCCGACGAUAUUAUAAUAAAACCAGGGUUAAAUGAUGUAACCGUUGAAUAUAUAGCCAAACAGUGCGGUAAAUUCAAAUUGGGACAAAUUUCGUUGAUCGUGGAAGGUAAAUUGGAGUUUUUGUCUAAUGCUCUGGUAUCUAGUAAAAUGGGAUAUGAGGUGGAAACCCAAGGAGUCAGUGUGUAUUUGAAUAAAGUGGAAGCGAAGAAGGAUUUGGUAGCGGGUUUGGAACAGGAGAUGGAGCUGGUGGUGAACAGUGGGAGUUCGAAGAUUGAGGAGAAUGCGAAGAUCGAAUUGCGAACUUCAACUGGUCUUCAUAUGCGUUUCGUGGACGACCAAUCAGCGAUGUCCCGUGAACUGUCUAUUCCUAUUGACGCGAUUGGACCGUUCCAAACGGCUAAAAUACAGCUGCGCCUCUUUGCGAUCUUACAACCAAAGAGGGAGAAAAAUAUUGAACAUACAGUGUGGCUGACCUGUCCAUGGUGGGAGUCAGCUACAGAGGUGCCUCUGCACUUCGUGCCGCCCAUGUCUGCCUCCUGGCGUCUGCUGACUUCCAACACCAGGAAGCUCGUGCACAUCACGCUGAAGUCCACCGUUGCACAUCCGCUGCAAUUCCUACUCACCGACCCCAGCUUGGACUGUGAUGCCAAUACCAAUGUGUCCGAUUUGAACCCGAAAAACGCUGGGGAUCUGGUUGUUGCUUCAGAUGGUACAACUGCAUCAUUCAUGUGGGAGUUGCUCAAAGACCCGCUUGUGAAAGCUGGGCCGAUGAAAGCCACAUUUUCAGUAAACUAUCGCCUGAAAUCGGCCAAAGAAGAAACUUCUAGAAGAUUCUCUUGUCCAUUUGACAUUCAGGAUUACACAACGUUGUUCGUUAUUAGGACGAAAUUGGAGCCGGGGAAAGGUUCGGACUUCUGCAGGGCGUCGCAAGUUUGCUGUUUGCAGUUAAAUGUACAAAGGGUAAAUGAAACGGAACACACCUCCUUGAUGUAUGAAGUGCUAGCUGAUCAAACUAUGUGGGCGGUACUUGGACGUACUGCAGGCGUGAUAACGAUGGAAUCCAACUCCACGGAGGGUCAGUGCGUGUCGCUGGACGUGAUGCCGCUGGGCGCCGGCUACCUGCCGCUGCCCGCCGUCAGGCUGUCCAAGUACAUCGCCGCCAACACACGAGAUCCAAAGAAAGAUAUAUCAGCUCACCCAAGAUUAGAACCCUUUAGUCCAGGUCAAGUGUACCACGCGGGCAAGGCCAAGCAGAUACACGUGCUGCCGCCAGUCCCUAAAGAACACGUGGAUAUUACCGUUUGAAUUGUCGAAUAUAUGUACAUUGUAUUUCCAAUGUUAAUAGAAAUACUUGUAAUUCUGUAAAAGGGCAUGGUGCUAGAGCUGUGUCUCCGCAAAAACAAAAAUUGGAAAUGUUGUGUUGACCACACAUGAUGGUAACAAAUGUUUGUGUAAUAACCUUAAGUUGACAACGAAAAGGGUCGCAAUAUUGAGUAAUUGCUUGUGACUUUCUGAAGUAAACAGUUGCUAACACUUAUUUCCAACUAAUACAGUGGAAUACACUUCAUGAUAUUGAAGUUUAUAAUCAGAUGUUGUAAACAUUUUCUUUCUAGAUAAUGCUGCAAUUUGUGCUACAUUUUUUAUUGGGUUUAAGGUUAAUAUACAUAGGAUGAAAAAAUUAUGCUUAAUUGCUUGCUCUCUGAAUAUAUCUACGGACAGCUUGUUAGCCGUGCUAAAACUUAUGUGGUAAUGUCAAUUAAAACGCACAUUCUGAUAUAAAAAAGUAUUUAUUUAAGCUUCAUUCAGAUUUGAUACUAUUUCAUUAAAAAAUUAAUUAAAAAACGAUGUUGAUCAUGAAUAAGUAAUGUAAAAAAUAUAACUAUUUAUACUUCUUACAAUGAUGUAUUAGUUCUACACAACAUAUUACUUCGAAAUGUCUCGUAUUCAUGGAAAGGACAGUCCAUUUUUUCCCUGUUAGGAUGUUUUAGGAUAAAAAUGAGAUCUCUUUUUAAUAAGCAAGCUCUUAUAAUUUGGGUGAAAUUUCUGUCAUUCGUGGUAAAAUUAUUUAUUAGUAGGAAUAUAAUGAACAUAAAUAUCAUUAAAUGGAACAUAAUUACUGUAAUGUCAACUGUUUAAUGAAAAGAUACAAAUUUAUUUAGUAGUAUGUAAAAACACUAUAGCGUCUGACGAAUUCAAGCUUAAUUUUGAGCUUCAAAUAUCAUACUUCAAGACAAAGAUUGUCUUAGCAAUCAAAAAAUGGCAUUGCAAUUUGCAAUCUGAUUUGUAUGUAUAAUAAUAAAAAAUAUCAACGAAACUUGUACAAAUUAUUGUGUCAAUAAAGUGUACCUAUAAAGGUACAUAGCACAAUGCUUGUGGGAACCAAAAAGUGGCAUAUUCAAGUACUAUCGUCAAUAUCUUAAAUAAAAAUGUCGCUGAAACAAGAAAAACCUUUGGGGUUAUUAAAAGAAAAUAUUUGUGCAGUUUGUGCAGAUUCUAUUGAAUUGUAUCUGACAACAUAUGUCAAAAAGAAAGUUUAUACUAAAAACCCUUUUAGUAUUUUAUCAUCCAUCCGAAAUAAAUAAAAAAAAAUUGAAAAAGAAAUUUGUGUGCAAAGUAUUUUAAGAUCAAGCGAUGUGUUCUAAAGUUCUAUCUUCAAUCUGAUUUAUGUGAAGUCUUGGACCAUACAAUAUAUGUGAUAAAUGUAUUUAUGGAGAUCUUUGUAUAUUGUGCAGUUAUGAAAAUUACACUUAAGGCUAUUUAAGAGCAUUCAUAAUAUAUAUAUACUUUUACAUACUGGUAAAUUCGUAUGAGUCAUUUCAAAUCUUAUCGUAAUAUAUCCCUUCAACAAAUGCUCGGUGAAUGCAUAAGAGCAGAUUGUUUUGUCUUCUAAAGCUUAAAAUAUAUUCAUUAUAGAUUGGCAUGAAAAUUGUAAUUAUAGUUUUAGCUCGAGAUGUAAAGGUUUCUUUUCAAAAUUAUUUCAAUUUACUACAAAUUCCAAUCUUUAGAGUGUAAAUAUUUUCGGUGUUUUUUAGUAGUAAUCAAUAGCUAUGUUAAUUGUUAAAUACAAAAACAUGUUAUGCUGAUAUUUGUGUAAUAAAGAAAAACAUUAGCAAAUGUAAUCACAUUAGCUAUUGAUAUUAUUUUUAUUUUCUCAAUAUUUUCAUUAGAUAUUAUUAAAUGUUUGUUAUAUAAAACCUAGUACAUAAAUAGUGUUAAAAGUGGAGCUUUCGCAAUAUUACAGUUGUCUGUUGUAACUGUAUUAGUUGUAGCUUUUAAAAAAUAUUCAUGUAAGUAAAGCCAUACGUUAAUUCAUUUUUCGCAAUUAUUAUUUAUUAAACAACGAUUUAAUAUGCAUAGUCAUGUGUUAUUGUUUAUCUUCAUAUAUAAAUUUCAACUUAAUUUUCAUGUUAUUGGAGUACAAAAUCGUCUGGUAUUUGAUUUUAAUACAUCGACGCCAUGUUUUCAUAGAUUAAUAAUAACUAGUCUUUGUUCUUGUCUAUUAUUUAUCUAUGACAUUCGAAUUAUGUUUAGGUGCUAAAAUGAUUUUCACCGAUACAUUUAAUGUAUGUAUAUUAUGUAUUCGAUUGUGCUCCGUUUUUAGAUUCUAUAUGUCAUGUACUGCGUCGUAUUAAUAUAAUUUAAUUGUUUACUCAGUUGUUUUUAAGAAAUGUAAUAAUUUAUGUUUAUAGAAUUUUUUACUUAACGAUAAAGUCAUAUUAUAACAUCUAGUGCCGGAUUUGUAAUAUUAAAAAUAACAUCACUCUUUGGAUGUUAAUUCUAACGAUUGUGGAAAUCAUAUAUAUAAUAUCACAUGCUACCAAGAAAACAAAAAGCAUUUUCUUUUUUUUUUACUUGGAAUGCUAAGAAAUAUUUUAUCAGGCUUAAUUGGUAACAUUACAUGUUACUAUGAUGUAUAAAAAUAUUAGUUAUUAUAAUUAUCAUAUUAUUGAAUGUACAAGACAAGAUUUUUUUUUCUUAUAAAAUAAUUGUUUUUUUUUUCAUUAUUAAAAAUAAAUAUAUGGCUUAGCACAAGAUAUCACUAAUUUGUUUUAGAAUAUGGAAUCGCCAAAAACCAAAGGUAAAUCAAUUUAAUUUAACCAUCAUAAAAGUUUUUUCUUUAUAUGUGAACAAUAAGUUUCAUAUAAUAUUGGCUGGAUAUAAUUUAAAGAUUUAUUUGUAAUCUAAAAUUGUAUACAUAGAUAUAAGUAUUGUCAUAAUAAAUGUCGUGGUAGACUCUUAAAUACACUAAUAUAUUAUUUUUUUGUAACAAGCAAACUAUAUCUGAAAAAUACAUAAUUGUUAUUGUAAAUAUUAUUCAAACUGUAUAACUGAAAAAUGUAUUUAUAUGCAAUUACAUACAUAAUACCUCUAUGGCUAUCAAUAUAAUGUUUAUUGUUA
Molecule: messenger RNA, 6888 nt
Organism: Vanessa tameamea
Lineage: Eukaryota; Metazoa; Arthropoda; Insecta; Lepidoptera; Nymphalidae
Gene: SIDL
Product: trafficking protein particle complex subunit 10
Exons: 15
Coding region: 256-3795 (1179 amino acids)
Biological process (GO): intra-Golgi vesicle-mediated transport; early endosome to Golgi transport
Cellular component (GO): TRAPPII protein complex
Source: RefSeq, a predicted model, not a curated record